Messenger RNA from Stomoxys calcitrans (stable fly), 4128 nucleotides. Its product is annotated as nose resistant to fluoxetine protein 6. Lineage: Eukaryota; Metazoa; Arthropoda; Insecta; Diptera; Muscidae. The record is from RefSeq and is a predicted model, not a curated record. Gene Ontology annotation, molecular function: acyltransferase activity, transferring groups other than amino-acyl groups. The coding region runs from base 854 to 3346 and encodes 830 amino acids. The transcript has 7 exons.
CAUGAAAAACUGCGCACUCGCUGGCUGUGCACAUGCGCGUCGCUGAUUACUUGGUGGUGCGUGUUGAAAUAUUUAGCAUAUUUUUAUAAGCGUUGAAGACGCGCAGACGCAAUUCAUAAUCGUGCGAUCACACAAGUCGGUCGUCAGUUACCUUUGAACGCGCGCGCUCGUUCCUACGUCCCAUGUGUUGCCGUGAUAUCCAACUGGGUCAUUACAGCCAAAGUGAGACUAAACGCACAAAUCAUCGGUGUGCACUUGAAAAACGAAGAAAAUAGAAGCGAAAAAGAAGAAGAAGAAGAAAAAAUAAAAACAAAUAUUAAAGAAAUUCUACCGCAACGAAUUCGAAUUAACCAAACCAAACUACCUUCCAAAAACCAAACAAAACCGAACCAUUCAUAAAUAAAAAAAAAUCAAAAGAAGCAACAAAAACAAAAGCAAGCAUUUCAGUGCCCUCCAAUAAUAUUACAUAAGUGAAAUUGAAUAAUACUACCCAUAACAAGAGGAGGUGGAAGAAGAAGAAGAAGAAAAAAAGCAAACGAGAAGCCAGCUUUGAAGGGAAGGGUUCCCCCUAGUGCAAGAUUGGUGGCAAUAAAAAAAUAUCAAUGAUCUGUGGAAAUAUCAACAGCCCAAAAAAGUGAAAGUUAUACAACAACGCCGCGGUUUGUGUCAUUGUUUGUGUGUCACCUUUGUUUUAAAUUUCUUCGAAUCAUUUUGUCGAUUAGCCGACCCCCCUCCCCCCACAAAAAAGUGUUAAAUUCCCUGUCCCUACAUCGCACCUUGACAAAAAAGAAACAAGAAAAAAAAAGAAAUAUUGACCAAAAAACCAAAAAACGAAGCAUUUAAUUUACAUAAAAUGUGUGCAUUUCAUUCAAGGCCCAUAGCGGCUUUUCUUCCCCUGCUGCUUCUAGCUUCAAUACCCAGCCUCUAUGCAGCCAUCGAAAAUGGUGAUGGAGGUGGGGGCGAAGCUCGUAUCCUCAACAUAACUCAACACCUUGAAACCGUACAACAUGAGUUGCAACCUUUAAAUUUACGUCUAUAUCCCACAAAUGAUUCAUCCACGCCAUCGCUGUCAACGCCCUCGACAAUGCCCACGGAUACGGAUGUAGUGGAUUUGAAGCUGACACUACGUCUCAAGGAAAUGCUGAACAUAUUCGACUUGAGCUAUCUCGCUUCUCAGUGGAUUAAUGUAAGAAGUGAUGUCUCAGCGAAUUGUUCGCAAGAUAUCUACAAGUAUUUCCAGGGAUUACAGCAAGCCAAAAUCUGGGCUAUGAAAAUGGACGAUGCUUCCGGUCAUUAUGCUUCUGGCUUCUUUUAUGGCAACAACUAUUGGAUGGGUUCAAUGUCACUAUGUAAGGCCAUCUAUCAUUAUGACGACGAUGAUGACGAGGCUCGUAGAAGUGCUGCGAAAAAUUCCGGCCUACCAUUUGCCAAGGUUCACACGCAAACCUAUACCAGGGUACACAAUGAGAAUCCAUCAUUUAUACCAGGAUUUUACAUAAUCAAGCUGCUAUUCAACGAAACCUUUCCAACCAGUGUUAUUCGAACAAUUUACAUUGGCGUUUGCCUACCCUCAACAUGUUCCAGUGACGAUGUGAAACAAAUUGCCACUUAUGCUCAAAGACCCAUUGAUUCGCAUGAGAUUACCUUGCUGGAUGUGCGCGUGCCCACAGACAGGGAGUUCAAUAUAUUCAAAGAUCGUACUUUCUGGAUAUUAAUCGUUAUUUCAACUAUUGUGGCCAUUUUAAUAAUUGCCGGAACACUCUAUGAGGUCUAUUUGAGGAGACGCUUUCGCGAAGCCUUGCGUCAACAGGACAAAGAAAUGAUGAACAACAGCGAAACAUCAUCGGGCAUUGGCUGUGCCGCCUCGGACUACAGUGAUUCCAUGACCAAUGAUUCAUUGAAAAAGGAAACGCUAAAAGAUUUAAAUAUUGUACUCAAUUUGCCGCAUAAUGUCAACACUUGUGGUCCUGUAACCAAUACCAGCACUUCGGACGAACACCUAGAGGGUCAUUUACAUGAACCGGAAAAACUUAGCAUUUACUCGGAACUGCUACUCUCCUUCUCGGCCAUAACGAAUUUCAAUGCCAUUUGCGAUCGUAAUGUUGGUUCAGAUACCAUUCCUUCAAUACAUGGACUGCGUGCCUUUUCCAUGGCUUGGGUGAUACUUGGUCACACUUGCAUAGUGAUCUUCAAAUAUUCCGACAAUUUGGAGCUGCGCAAGGAUGUCGAAAAGAACUUCUUCUUUCAGGCCAUCACCAAUGGACCCUUUAGUGUGGAUACAUUUUUCUUCAUCAGUGGCGUUUUGGUGUCCUAUUUGUAUUUUCGAACCAAUGCCAAGGGUAAUUUGAAUAAACUCAUCAAAGGAUCCAACGAAUUGACCAGAUGUACGGCCCACUUCUUCGGUAUGGUUAUGUACCGUUUCAUGAGAUUGACAGCUCCUUAUAUGUUUGUACUGGGUGUUGUGCAGGUUUCUAUGAAAUAUCUGGCAGCAUAUUCCAUUUUUGAUCCUCCCACAAUGGACCAUAUAACCUGCCCUGAUUACUGGUGGCGCAAUGCUCUCUAUAUAAAUACCCUAUUUCCAGUGGAACAAAUGUGCAUGCUUUGGAGUUGGUAUCUGGCAAAUGAUACACAAUUUUACAUCAUUGGUGCUUUAAUUUUGAUUGUGGGUGUACGUCAUUUCAAAUUGUCUGCCAUUACCACGGGAGUCUUUUUGGUGCUUUCUUGGGUAACAACUGCUGUUAUUGCUUUUAGCAACAAUCAUCGACCGGAUACUGAUGAUCCUUUGGCUUUGUUCGAUAAAAUCUAUGAUAAACCUUGGACUCGUCUAGGUCCCUAUUUGAUUGGCAUGGCCGUGGGUUGGAUCUUAUUUCGCACCAAUUGUAAAAUUCGCCUAUCCAAAACCAAAGUGGCUGUGGCCUGGAUUUUGGCCUCAGUCAAUCUGUUUGUGUUAAUCUUUGGUUUGUACCGUGCCGAAUUGAGCCAAUUGACUGCAGCGCUUUACAGCAGUCUUAGUCAUUCUGCCUGGGCUUUGUCGUUGGCCUGGAUAACCAUAGCUUGCUCAACGGGCUAUGGAGGAUUUGUGAACACCCUACUAUCUGCCCCUUGUUUAUAUCCCUUCUCUAGGGUAACCUACUGUGCUUAUUUGGUACAUCCAAUUGUCAUACGUUCCAUGGCAUUGAACACGGACUCUCCCUUGCAUUUGGGAGGUGAUACUAUGGUUAUUAUGUUCUUUGGCUUUGUGGUUGCCUCCUACCUGCUGUCAUUUGUUGUUUCAAUGUCCUUUGAGGCACCCGUGGUCACAAUGCUCAAAAUUUUAUCACCUAGUCGAAAAAAGCGUUUGUCGUAAGAUGUCCCAAGACAGUAUCACCACCGCUAGGCCCCACGCCCUAGGGCCGGAAGUACGCUUUCAAAUUGUUUUAUUAUUGUAAUGUUUAAUUAUUUUUAUUUUUAUGAAUGUACAUACUAUAAAAAAACACAUUUGUUAUUAGUGAUAGUUUAUUCAACACAUCCCCUCGCACACAUCACACGCUCACCCACACCCACACCCACUCACACACACGUUAGAACCCCAAGCUCCUCUAUUUAUCAACAAAACAUCAUCAAACACAUGCAUUCAUACCACUCAACACCAAAUCUUCAACAACACCCACCAUUCUCGCCCUCUCAACAUCCUCACGAACGAAUAAAUUUCGAACAAGACAAGUUCGAAUACAAGUCGAAUGUAAAUCCAAUUCGAAAUUGAAUAAAGUCAUCAUAACUACCUACAUUCAUACACCUACAUACAUAUGUAAUGUAUUUUUAAUUAUCUGUCGAAAUUCUCGUAUGUCUAGACUGUAAAUUAAGAAAAUUUUCCUUAUUACCCUUGUUUUACUAAGAAUCUUUUUAAAUUAUUUUUUCUCGAAGAUAACGAUUGUCCCUACUCAUCAUACAUCACUUGCUUUUCUACUUUUGUCCAUGUAAUUUCAAUCAAUUUAGUUAUUAAUUAGUAAAUGAUAGAAAUCGUUUUAACCCCAUGUGACUCUUUUCCGAUUGUGAAACAUAAAAUAUUGUCAAACGUAUUCAUACUACAUUCAUAUAAGAUAAUAUUUAGUGACUAUCCAAUAAAAACGAAGACACCUUUAAAUAAAA